AUGGGGGUGAGCGUGACUAUCCUAGCCUACAACAGAUUCUACAUGAUAACCAAGGCUAGAACGGAUUACAAUCGAUUGUACACGCACAGGAAAAUGGCGAUCAUGAUUGACAUCACUUCAUUUUCGAUCGCCGGCUUCAACGUCGUAUUAGCGGUUUCGGGACUUGCCAAGUUUGGACUGGACGAAGGUAUAUGCUCCCUUGUCAAAGGCAACCCGCAUUCGUACACAGCAGGGGCAUGGCUUGUGAUGUGCCUAGUCCUGAUCGUCAUCUGCUACGUCAAAAUCUACCAACAUGUCAAGCGCCAUCUGCGUCGCAUAGGAUCUGAGGAGCAUGCUGAAAACGGUGCGACGAACAGUCCGAUGGACGAUACAUCGAAGGCCCCUGGUGUCCACGACGAUCCAAAAUCGGUCAGAGGAGAAUUCGCACAACGCCAGCGGGAGCUCGAAUCGAAGAUCACCACGAAUAUGCUGAUCAUCAUCGUCCUCUUCUUCCUCUGUGGGACACCGUCCAUCGUCAUCCUCUUCGUAUCCGAGGAUUACGAAGUAAGUCCCAUGACCCUCGCCAUCAUUGCAUUCAACAGUUGCGUCAACCCGAUCGUGUAUGCUUGGAAACAUUCGGUGUUCAGACACGUGUUCAAAUGUAUCGUGACUCGAAAUAUCUCUGGAAUUAAAGAGCCGACCAGGUGGGCCCGUUCGCUCUUUCUAACGAAUUCAUAA
Messenger RNA from Lytechinus pictus (painted urchin), 717 nucleotides. Its product is annotated as adenosine receptor A2a-like. Gene Ontology annotation, cellular component: plasma membrane. Gene Ontology annotation, biological process: cellular response to light stimulus; G protein-coupled receptor signaling pathway; phototransduction. Gene Ontology annotation, molecular function: G protein-coupled photoreceptor activity. NCBI's taxonomy places the organism in Eukaryota, Metazoa, Echinodermata, Echinoidea, Temnopleuroida, Toxopneustidae. The coding region runs from base 1 to 717 and encodes 238 amino acids. The transcript has a single exon. The record is from RefSeq and is a predicted model, not a curated record.